AAUGUAUUGGUUUUGAGACAAGAUGGCGUCUCGUGUUCAUUCGCAUAUCAAAGGCAACAGUUUUCAGUAUUUUGACUUCGAAUCUUAAUGUGUUCUUAAUGCAUCAUUCUUAAUAUGUUGUGAAAAUAUACUAUGGAAGAAAGUGAUUCGCUUAAUUCUCACCAGCUUGUAUCAAGUCCAGACCCUGUUCAACAGUUACUUCUUGUGACAGAACAGAUAACUCCACCAAGGCCAAUGCAAAUGGAGACUUUGCAUUCUGUAGUUGAACCAGGCACGACCACAGUUCCUGAUCCAGGAGGUGGUACUACCAGAGGGGACAGCAGUGGAAUUGGCAGUAGCAUUAGUGAUGGUAGACUUGGAGGUGGAAGUCGAGGACAAGAUCGGGAAAACAGCAGUCGGCAGUCUGCUUCAGCGCCAGCCUGCACGCCCACAUCAUUUUCUAUUGCCACACCAUCUUCUUCUCAUCUCACUAGUGGAUCACAUCAAGUCAGAAGAGAAGAGUCUCAGCAAGAAAGAAUGAAUGACUUGGACCUUAGUUCCCUGGAUGGUAACAUCUCACCAGAUGACUUAGAGGGAAGCUACCUUCAUGAUGACCUCUCUCCAGAGCCCUACUGCACCUCCUCACCCGGCCCAGGUGGAGUAGGUCGCAUUUAUAAGUGCCGCUUUUGCAGUUUCUCUACUGCAACAUACACUCAUCUGCAACUGCAUAUGAACAAACACAGUGGCCACAGAACAUUGAAAUGUGCCCUUUGUGACUACCGCACUAACGACAAGAGUAAUUUUCGUCGUCACAAAAGAUUACAUGUACGCACUAAUCCAGUUUCUAUGCUGCGCUGUGGCAAGUGCAGUUACUCCACUCCAAUCUCUCGCAAAAUGCGAGAGCAUUAUAGUCACGCUCAUAAUGAAGACUAUGGUCCUUCCUUAAUCUCUACAUCUACCAUGCAUUUACGUUCUUCAGCAUAUAACGCUGGACCCUAUGGUGGUCUACCUCAUGUAAAUAAUAUGUGUUCAACUUCUGGCAGCAGUGGUAAUGGAGGAGGAAUGCAGUUGGCUGGCAGCAAUGCUUCAUUUCACUCCUUUUUAGCACAACCUCAUGGUACCAUCCAGUUUGCACGUGGAAAUCCCCCACACCUCAUUGCUAACUGUGUUAAUGGAGGUUUUGCUGCAGCAUCAAAUGGAGGUCACCAGUUUGAUGAUGGCCGUCAGAUCCUGAUGAGAGAAGACAAUCGCGUGGCAUCUGACUGCCUGCGUAGCAUCAUGUCUAAUAUCAUCAGUCAUCCACGUGUUCCUGCCACUUCUACAAUUACAUCUUCCAACUUUUAUCUGUCUGCCUCUGCUGCCCCUCAGCCACCAUGCAACAUUUCACCUCCGUCCACCCACCACCCUCAAGGUCAUCAUACACAACAACUUCACCACCUGCAGCCCACCAGCAUUCGUCGUGCUCCACUUGCCAUGCAUCAUCCAAACGAAGUAAAAGUGAAGGUGGAACCAAUUGAUUGUGAUGGAAUUUCAGAUGUUUCAUCUUCUGGUGCCUCAAUUUUGUAUGAUAGAGAGCGGGAGCGAGAGCGUGAACGAUUGCAUCGCUACAUGGAACCACGAGUUACAUCUUUGUCUCAGCAACGCCUGACCCAUGAGCCAGGAUCUCUGCGGAAUGGUGGACCCUUGGACCAGAGUGAUGAGAUAGCACCUUCUGGUGAGACUUAUCGAGUGACACAGUCCUCAGAGGCAGCAAGUUCUCGUAAUGUUGGGGAAAUGGUUCAGCAGGAGAGACUGAAAGAGCAGAUAGGAGCGUUGUUGUUGCAGGUGAUAGUGUGCGACCUAUCUUCUCCAUUAAGUCAGAAGUGUCUAAUGUCGGUGUUCAGUGUUCUUUUGCAGUCAAGAGUGAAUCUUCUCACGCUGUUUCUGGUAGCAGUACAGAACAUGGAAAUGAGUGGCGACGUCUGCGAUAUUUAGUGAUAGAGCGGGGUGUGCAGUGUGAACUUCUGUCAUCCACCUCACCCAGACACCUCACUUCACGCACAUUAUCAGCAGACAGUGAGCAGCAGAGCGUGACUGGGUCAGAGACUCGCUGUUUGCACUGUGGCAUAACUUUUGAUGAUGAGGUACUUUUCACCAUCCACAUUGGUUGCCAUAGUCACACAGACCCAUUUGUGUGCAAUGUAUGUGGCAAGAAGUGCUACAGCAAAUAUGGCUUUUAUUCGCAUAUCAUGCGGGGCCAUCAUUUUUAACUAUCAAAGGUAAAUUAAGAAAUUUAAACACAGUACCCAGUACUAAGAACUCCUUCACUUGGAGCAUUAAACUCUUCAAAUAAUGUUUGAAUCAAGGAGUUAUUUAUAAGUGUUUAUGUAAAGCUUCACUUCAACAUCUUUAAAAUUGGAUAAAUAUUUACAGAUUUAUGUAUCAGAACAGAGACAAGAAUGCAAGAUUUAAGGAUUUGAGAUGAGAGUAACUUAGAGAGAAUUUUGAAUGAAUGAAAGUUAAAUUUUAAGACACAUAAUACUGUUUGCUGUUUUGUAGAGUUUCGUUGGCAAUUUUUAUCAUUUAAUGCCAGAUCUUCUCAUCCAUCAUCCCCAUCUUUCCUUGUUUUUGAUGUUGGAACUUUGAAUGAGCACAAAGAGGAUGCCAGUUAUAGAUGUUGUUUAAUGUUUAAUUUCAAAUACGACAUAGCUUAUAAUCAGACAGAAUAAAUUGGACGUUGAAUGUAAAGAAUUAGUGAACUCAUUGUAAUAGUUUUAAAUAUUGGCAGUACUAUGUUCAUGUUUUAGACUAUGUGUCAGUGCACAUGUAUAAAACUAAAACUAUGUGUAAAACUAAAACCAAGAACCAAAUAAUGAUAUUAAAGUCAAUUUGUGUCAAGUACAGUAGUUCAGAAUCAUUUACAUGUCAAAAUUAAAGGCAUUUUAAAAUUUUUUUAUGCUUUAUUUAUAUAUCUAAAAAUAUAUUGAAGCAUAUUUACAGACUGAAGUGAGGGGUAUAAUUAGUAGUAAGCACUUUUGGCAGCACAUUUCAAACCACACUAAAGCUUAUAGUUACCCAUGUUGCCUUAGCUUUGUGUUCAGCAGGUUCAGGGCAGCUACUCAUUAAAGAAGGUGGUAUGAAAAUAUGGAUACUUUUGUUAUUUCUAUCGGUCAUUUGAAGUUCAAGAGCUGCAUGAUUUCACAUUCUUUCACAUACAGUUUCAAACUAUUGCAUGAACUUUUCACUUAUAGAUAAUUUGGCUGAACUCUUUAUCUGAUUCUUUUUGUUCCUCAUUUCUUGUUGGGAUGAGGUGACUCAUGCUCAUUUAUGAUUCUUCUUUCAUCAUUUUCCUUUUCAUUAAGACUGAACUUUUAUUUUGGCAAAAGAUGGCAGGUGAAAGUUCAUGCUAAAUGAUGUCUCCAGAUAAGCCUUAUUUGCCAGAUCUGUUUCAGUCAGGAAGUUUAAUUAGCAAAUCAAAAACCACUGUUUCAUCGAUGCUUCAGCUUCAUUAAUGUUGUAGAAUUAUAAACAACCUUCAUGUUUUUGUUGUGUUCUUCAUAAAAUGUUUGAUGUAUAUAUAUUUUUAAAAAAAAAAACAUACUUGGGGCAUUUGUAUCUACAAUUACCAAAUCAAAAAGGAUAAGACCACAAGCUUCACUGGUGAAUAAAAAUCUGGUUUUGAAAUAAACAGAAAGCAAAUCAAAAAACAGAAAUGAUGUAAAAUGUUAUUUUCUAGAGAUGCACAAGGACAGUUAAAACUACUUUGUGAAAAAGCAUCACAGAACAUCUAUCAGCAAUGAAUAUAAUUAUAAUGGAGUAGCUUGAUUUUUUAUUUAACACCUUAAUGUUUGUUUCUAAAGGACUGUUGGGUUUGGGCCUUUCAGCUUGUAAAUUCAUUGCUUUUUAAGUAUAGUACCUUAUGUUGAUAGUAGUGUACACCUUGUCAUUUUAAGGAGCAUUUAAUGAAACAUUUACUACUAAGCAAUGAUUUUAACUUUCCUUAUUUUAUGUGAUUUCAAAAGCAAAAUAAUUUUUGAAAAAUUGGACAAAUUAAUUUUUAACUUUAUGAGCUUAUGAAAAUAGUAAGUGUACCAGAAGAAAGAAAUUUCUCCAUUAGUAUUUAGCUAAAAUUUUUCUUCUUAUUGGAAACAAAACAUAAAUCAUUCAGACAGGGGCAAUCAUCCAGAUAGUCUUCAAGAUGCUAAAAAAAGAUUAUUUAGGUUGUUUGUUAGGAAAGGAAACCAGUGCAUUUCACUGAUAGUCAUUUUUAUUUACUAUUGGCUUUUACUUUGAGCCACAAUGAACUUAACAAGUUACAUAAGUGUAUUGCUUGCAUGGAUGCUUCUUCAAAUUGUUUAGCUAUUUUUUUCAAAGUAAAAGUUGCUAUGUUCAUGUCCAGAUAAUAAUUCAUUACGUUAAAUUGCAGUGUAGAAAGGAAGACUGCACUUCAGAGGAACAUUAUGUGUGGUGUGGUGGUGGGCAGGGAAGUUGGAGAUGGUGGUGGGGAGUUCAUAGUACUAAAUCAUUUCAUGAAGAGAGAUCUCUAUACAUACAGGGUACUGAUUGGUAACAGUGAAAGCCAUAUCUUAUGUCUUUUCCAUGUCAUGCAUAGUAUGUGUGGUCCAGUGCAGUGUACCUACUUUUCAGUGGAAGAGUAGUUUGCUGAUUAUGUAUGCUCCACUCAUCAUAUCUUAAAAUUUUUUUUUUUCUUCAUUAUAGUGAAGAGUUAUUUCCUAAUGACUGGGUAAAGCUCAGUGAGAUAUUUUUCCAAUCUAAGUGAACAUACCCUUUCUGUUUUUGACAUAAAUGCCUACAAACAUAAACUUGCACAGAGAAAGGCCAACAGCACAGAUGUUAAAAUUGUGCAUACCUCAUGUAAUUGCCUCAGUCAGUGAGAGAGCUGGGUCGAUAUGUUAAUUAGGUGUAUAAGGUGCACAUGACAUCAAGAUUUUGACCUCUUUCUGUGCAUGGUGAUGUUUGUAGUUGUGUAUCUUGAGAGUUGAAGGAAUGUAUUCACCUAGAUUUUGCAAAAAAACAGAGAUGCUCACCUGUAAAGUGUUUUUUAAAUUUUAUAUGGAAAAUACAGGGUUGUUUUUUUUUAACUGUUGGUAUAAUUUUUUGGUCUUUGGGAUUUUUUAAAAUUCUGUUUGGUUCAACACGAAAUCUAGUUUUCUUUUCACCAGUUACAUGCAUAGUUUAUACAUCAGCACUGCAACACACCACUUAAAAGAGUUUCCAAGGGAUCUUUGUCUGCAAGUACUGAAAUGCUAAAAAAAACACACACUUCAGAAUUCAUACUCAAUGGACUUUAAACCCAGCAAGAACAAGAGGACAACUAAUCAUAAUUCACAAUGUGCCAAUGUGACUUUAAUAUUCCUAUGUGCACGUCAAAUGACAUUCAAUCAUUGUGAAAUGUAUUACAAUUUUUCCCUAUUUCAGAUGAGGAAAUUGUGAAAAUAUGGACAAAUUAUAUAGGAAAAUACGCCUGGGAUUUCAUAUUUUUGUUGAUAAUUUAGAUUUUUUUUUUUCAUAUAAAAUAUGGAUUUUGGACACAACAUACGGAAAAUGGCACCCUAAAAUAUGGAUUUUAUCCAGGAAAGUGUGAGCAUGUCUGGUAAAAGGUAUCUUGCACUGAGUUUUAACUAGUUAUUAGAUUAGAAUUUUGCACCAGCUAGUUCUUUAACUAUAGAUGACUUACACUUUAAUGCAAUGAUGUAAUAAUCCUCCUUAAACAGAUUUUGUUGGCUAAUGUGACCCAUGGUUGUGUGCUGUUUUGUACAUUGUGCAGUGGUUUAUAAGGUCAAGACAAAUUUUAUCAAAAGCUUGUAUCCAUUUUCAACCCUGAAUGUAAGAUAGUUCAGGAAAGAAAAAUCAUGCCUUCCAUCAUGCAGAGGCUCCUUUAUUUUCAUAUCUCUCUCUUUGUUUUGUUUUGACCAAACAUGCUUACAUACAUUUGGAAUUAAGUGUUGUGAGAGAAUAUCUUUGUGUUAGGUGACUGAGAAUUAAACAUUUACAAGUCAUAUGCAGUUUGUCCUUUUGAAUUCCACACCCAUACUGCUCUAUUGUAAUGGAUAUUUAGGGGUAUUUUUGUUCUGUAUAAGGGACAGGAUAACAUAACCCUUUACAUGCUAGGUCCUAUUGUCUUCUUAAAAGAAAUGAAAAAAAAAGACAUUAUGCCUAAUUGACACCAAGACCUGAACAAAAAAAAUUAAGGCCUUUUCCAUUGUAUACCCUUUACCAUUAUUUUUAAAGUGUUCUAAGCUGUUUUUCUCACACCUUUUCAGUUUGCUAUAACAGUGACAAAAUCCUAAUCCUGAGUGUGUGGAAGUGUAUUUUAUGUGGAAAAUGGUGAGGCUUUGCUUUAAGUUUUCAACUUAGUAGUAAACUCAUAAUGCCAAAGAAACAUUGAGACGGAUUAUUAGGUGUUGCUUAAAGCUCACUGUUGAUUUCUUAACAGUGGAAUAUUUUAUCUAAAUAUAUUUGACCUUACUGACAGUUUCAGUGGCACUUAUCCAAAGAUGUGAAUAUCCUAUUGACAGGUACUUAUUUAUGCUCUGGCUUUUUUCCUCUGGUGAUAAACCCUGGUGUUCUUUAUGUCUCGGUGGAUGUUGCAUGAGAUUAAAUGUGAUUUUGUCAUCUGUACAUAUUUUAAGAUUUGAAAAAUGCAUGCACAAACACAUGAUUAUCUAACAUUUGCUAUGUUAGAUAAACCUAAGAAGCUAUGUCAUUGUACGUUUGCCAAUUGUUCUGUAUCUAUAAAUGAAAAAAGAAAUAAAGCAUUCUGAAGAAAAAGGAAAAGUAGCUUUGUUCAACACAUGCGGUUUAAUUUAAUAGUAACUUUGUAAAUAACUGUGUAAGUUGCCUAAGCUUCAUGACAAGAUUGUGCAAAUAACCAAUGCAUGAUUGUUUUUAACUGGUGUUGAUGGCGUUGAUGUGAUCGGUGAUGUAUAUCGAAGAUGUUUUACCUGGAUUUUUGUGAAUCAAGGAAAAUGACUUACUGAAUUUUAGCUCAUUGCAUUUUAUUCAGUGGAAACAAAGACUUUUAGUAGGUUUUCUUUUCUUUGACAACAUGAGGCAGCAGCGCAGCAUUGUCUGUCUGUAAAGUGUUAAAGAUUUGCACAACUGUUUUGUCUUGUCACAAUUGUACAUUGUGUAGAAGUUCCAUGUGUAUUUGUUCUUAAACUCACUUUCAUUUUCUCACGUUUCAUUUUCACGUUACUUGUUACAAUUAAAGCUUUUUCUUAUGUAAUAGAGAAAGGUGUAUAGAAAUGAGAUGAAAAGCAUAUUGCUAAAGUAUUUAAAGUUCAUGGAUUCUUUUUUAACCACGUGUCAUUUUAUACCCUACCCCCAACCCUAUUUCAAAUAAAAGCUUGUUUUGUUGUUUACAAUCAAAGUUUUGAUUUGAUUGGAAAUACAUCGUUCCCUGUUUCACACUUAGUGGAUUUGAAAAAAAUUCACUCACCUUUCAGUCUGGUUAUAGUACUGUCUUUCUGUGAUAAAGGUGCAUGCAGUUUUGUGUGACAGUUAUGGGGAUGUAUGAUACAUGCUAGGAUGCGUUCACUGACUCAAAGCAAAUACAACUAGUUAUAACAUGAAAAUUGGGUACCAUGUCCCAUUCUUACUAAGAUGAUUUCCUCAAUAAUGUUUAAUUUAACUUUCAAGGCCAGGGCAAGACCUAGAGAGAUGUGCAUGGCAAAAGUAAUUAGUAGUUGGUUUUGAUAUUAAAAGUGAUGGUGAUGAUAGUCAAUUUAGCUAUUUGGUGUACAAUUUACCAUCUUUUUUCAAGAUGAUUGAUAGCACAAAACAGUACUCAGAGUCUGCCUACGUGGGUUGUGUGGCUGGAAACACAUUAAAUAUGGUUAAAGUCAUCAGGAGUGGAAAUCCUGUUUCUGAUGUGCAAUGGUAAAUUUGCUGAUAAGCCUUUCGUUGGAGAAAAGUGAAUGUUUUGGGAGGUGAAUAAGUGGGUAGUGAUUAAAUCAUUAGUCUUUCUUGUUUUCGUUGCCCUUUGUGUACCUGACAUUGGGACUUCAGACAUGAUGUAAGACCAUUCUUUUUAAAUGCUUGUUUAUGUUUACCACCUUCAUGUUUGUCCUUCUUUCUUCCCUCUCCUGUCAUAUUUUGCAAAAAUUUAUUUAAUGCCUUGAGUUUCGAAUAAAAUUGAGCAGUCCUUUGUAUAGGGUACACAACUGGUGUCUGUGACACCUGUUGAAAAAUCCGUCAUUCUUUAAGCAACUUAUUUUUUUAGAAUGUAUUUAUGCAUGUUUCCUUACAAAACAAGCUCAACAUAUCUUUGACAUCAGAGGCUCAUGGCAAAAUUUUUUUAUGCUGUGACAUGCUGUUUUAGCUUUCUGUUUAUUGUGUUUUAAUAAAUCUGGUUUGGUGCUUAGUAUUUUUUGAGUCAACACUUACUGUGCGCAUUGUUGGUGAUUUUCAUCUCUUUAAAAUAUGCAUGUAUUUUUUGGCACAAAGAUGUUCUUCAUAUAAUGCAGUUCUUUUUCCUACUGUUUUUCUGUAAUCUGUUUAAUCCGUUUUUCUUCCAUGUUUGGAAAUGCUUGCAUAAUUUCGGCCAGCCAGUUGGUUGCAUAAUUGUUGAAAUAGUGCCCCAUAUUCUUGGUUUAUUUUAUUUUUUAAAAAUCUGCUUUUGGUCAUAUCUGCUCUUAAGCCUGAAAUUCUUAUAUGCCAUUCAACAUAUUCAUAUGUGAAGGGUGCUAAACUAACUUUUUUUUUUAUUGUAAAGAUUAGUGUCACUAAGGCACAUCAACACUUUGGGAGAAGAAAAUGAACAGUUAUUAUUAUUGGUUAGUGUGCAUGAACUAAACGCCAUUAAAAUCUUAGUUUUUAUUUGUGUACCAUUACUGCCAGGAUUCGUUCUAGUUGAUUGUGUGAGUUUUGGCAACAUUUGAAAAUGCGUUCAGUUUUAGUUCUUAUGAUAUCUUGAUUACUUACACCAAUGUUAAAGACUUGCCUUUUUUUGUUGCUGAUAUGGCCAAAGUCUACGUCUGUAGACGUACAAUUUAUAUCUUCCUUCGUUAUGUAUAUGCAUUUAAGGUUCAGCUUUUGCGCGAUGCUCAUGAUGGAAAAUGUCGAUUUACAAACCCCAGGACAGGGUCAGUAGGCAGUGAUAUUUUCUAUCACCCACAUGGGCGCGAGAACACAGGACUUCGUCAUCCCUAUUGUAGUUCGUCUACAUAGGCCACACUGCGUGCAAUUUACUUUAAUUUAAUAUUUUAAUAUAGGGUCAUGACAGUUCAUGAACGACAGUUCGCCCUGAUCCUUAUCGGUUGCUAUGAACUAGCAAACGCUGCAGUUAUUCUGUUCGUUUCGAAGUUUUCGUUUAGUACGGAAUAGGAAACUGGUUAUCUUGAUUUCUGAGUUGCUGGCCUAUUCGGGUAGCUCUUUCACUGUCGUUUAUCAGUUGGAAAAUUAAGGUUAAUCAGUAAACAAAUGUGCAGAGUGUUCAAACAAAAACCUUUUUAUCCAUCGACAUCAUUAUCAUCAUCGCUGUCUCCACCGCCACUGAUCUCUGUUACAUGUGUAAGACGUUUUCUAAUAGGAUUUUUAAAAGUUUAGUAAAGGUUUUUAUCCAAGGUUGGUGUUUUGUUGCUUCUUUGACGAACAGGUGCAGGAUGGAACUGAAACGUGACACAUGCACCUACAACAACAUGGCUGGAGAGGAACUGUUAGAUCUGCACAUAUAGUUUGUACGAUUAUAAAUUCAGUUUUCUGUUUAUAAGCACUAUAUUUUAUUCUGUUUUAAACGCGAAUUGUACGCGGCAUGAAAUCUUUUGUAUCAAACUGAUAUGCUUAUCUAUUUUUGCUAUUUUUGAGUCGUUGUGUGCCAGUGCAGAAAUAGCUUCUUUCUACAUGGCAUAGUACAAUAAACGAUUUUGGAGUC
This is a messenger RNA of Pomacea canaliculata, 9853 nucleotides long. RefSeq lists its product as uncharacterized. The coding region runs from base 133 to 1953 and encodes 606 amino acids. Gene Ontology annotation, molecular function: RNA polymerase II transcription regulatory region sequence-specific DNA binding; DNA-binding transcription factor activity, RNA polymerase II-specific. NCBI's taxonomy places the organism in Eukaryota, Metazoa, Mollusca, Gastropoda, Architaenioglossa, Ampullariidae. Gene Ontology annotation, biological process: regulation of transcription by RNA polymerase II. The transcript has 4 exons. The record is from RefSeq and is a predicted model, not a curated record. Gene Ontology annotation, cellular component: nucleus.